UCCUCUCACACCCCUUUCUAUCUGAGCUUCUCUCUCUCUGUAGAACAAUAAUGGCUGCGGCUGCUUCUUCCCUUACAAUCGCGUCGUCGUUCUCCGAACCUCGGACUCAGAUCCUCCAUUCCUCGAAGCGUUCGAACCUUCCUCUUCAAUACAACAUCCCUUAUAAGGCCGAUUCACGGAGCAGGAGUAGAAGAUUAGGACUAGUCGUCAGUUCCGUUUCAGCCCCCAACGUUGAGCUUCGUACUGGACCUGAUGAUCUCAUUUCUACUCUCCUCUCUAAGGUUGCGAAUAGCGAUGGAGGUGUGACACUGAGCCCUGAACAACACAAGGAGGUGGCACAAGUGGCUGGAGAGCUUCAAAAGUACUGUGUCAAGGAGCCUGUUAAAAACCCUCUCAUUUUCGGAGAUUGGGAAGUGGUGUACUGUUCUAGACCGACCUCUCCCGGUGGAGGCUACAGGAGUGUGAUAGGCCGCCUCUUCUUCAAAACAAAAGAGAUGAUACAAGCCAUUGAUUCUCCUGAUAUCGUCAGGAACAAAGUUUCCAUCAAUGCUUUUGGUUUUCUUGACGGAGAUGUCUCCUUGACAGGGAAGCUGAAAGCUUUGGACAGUGAGUGGGUUCAGGUGAUCUUUGAGCCUCCGGAAAUCAAGGUAGGAUCUCUGGAGUUUAAAUACGGGUUUGAAAGCGAAGUGAAGCUUCGGAUCACAUAUGUAGAUGAGAAACUUAGGUUGGGAUUAGGCUCGAAGGGAUCAUUGUUCGUCUUUAGGAGGCGUCAGUAAUAUAUGUUUUUUCCCUCGUGCAUCAAUCAAUACAAUGCACUACAGAAAUGAAGAAACAACAUAUGGGCACUUGUGAGCGUAUAACUUUCGAAACCCACAUACCUGUGUACACAUAUGGUGUUUUAUUAGGAACUUUGUUGUAAUAUAAGCUUCAUUCCAAGA
Molecule: messenger RNA, 938 nt
Organism: Capsella rubella
Lineage: Eukaryota; Viridiplantae; Streptophyta; Magnoliopsida; Brassicales; Brassicaceae
Product: probable plastid-lipid-associated protein 8, chloroplastic
Exons: 4
Coding region: 51-776 (241 amino acids)
Source: RefSeq, a predicted model, not a curated record